AUGAGCGCCGCCAUGAAGCUUCACAGGCGCUUCCAGAGGACGGUCCUGGCGCUGGCCACGCUGUGCACGCUGAGCAUCGUCGUGUCCGCGUACUACCUGUACGACAUCGUCACCGUCCUGGAGUCCGGGCGGUUCCGCUACCACGUUGAAAUCGCCCCCGGCAAGGGCGACCUGCCGGCGCUCACGGAAAACGCGCGAGGCAAGUACAUCCUCAUCAUCUACGAGAACAUCCUCAAGUACACGAACCUGGACUCCGGGCACCGCGGCCUCCUGGACAAGUACUGCGCGGACUUCGGCGUGGGCGUCAUCGGCUUCCUGCGGGCCGCCGUGGUGCACGACCUGGGGCUGCGCGACGGCGUCCAGCGCGUGCUCUUCGGCAACGACCUGACCUUCUGGCUGCACAAGCUCGUCUUCAUCGACGCCGUGUCCUUCCUGUCGGGGAAGAGGCUGGCGCUGUCCCUGGACAGGUACAUCCUCGUGGACAUCGACGACAUCUUCGUGGGGAAGGAGGGGACGCGCAUGAACGUCAACGAUGUUCAGGCCCUGCUUGAUACUCAGAAUCUUUUGCGUGCACAAAUCACAAAUUUUACGUUCAACCUGGGAUUUUCAGGGAAAUUUUACCAUACAGGGACGAGGGAGGAGGACGAAGGCGACGACCUCCUGCUGCGGUCCGUGGACCAGUUCUGGUGGUUCCCGCACAUGUGGAGCCACAUGCAGCCCCACCUCUUCCGCAACGAGUCGUCGCUGGUGGAGCAGAUGGUCCUCAACAAAAAAUUCGCCUUGGAGCACGGGAUCCCCACGGACUCCGGCUACGCGGUGGCCCCGCACCACUCCGGCGUCUACCCCGUGCACGGCCCGCUCUACGGGGCCUGGAAGAAGGUGUGGGACGUCGGCAUCACCAGCACCGAGGAGUACCCGCACCUGAAGCCCGCCAGACACCGGAGGGGCUUCAUCCACAAGAACAUCAUGGUUCUCCCAAGGCAAACCUGUGGGCUUUUCACUCACACGAUUUUCUACAAAGAAUAUCCGGGGGGCCCGAAAGAGCUGGACAGCAGCAUCCAGGGAGGGGAGCUUUUCUUCACUGUGGUCCUCAACCCCAUCAGCAUCUUCAUGACCCACCUGUCCAACUACGGGAACGACCGACUGGGAUUGUACACUUUCGUUAACCUGGCCAACUUCGUGCAGAGCUGGACCAACUUGCGACUUCAGACCCUGCCCCCAGCACAGCUGGCUCACAAGUAUUUUGAGCUCUUUCCUGAUCAAAAAGACCCGCUCUGGCAGAAUCCUUGUGAUGACAAACGCCACAGAGACAUUUGGCCUAAGGAGAAAACCUGUGAUCGCUUACCGAGAUUCUUGGUAAUAGGACCCCAGAAAACUGGAACCACCGCUUUGUAUCUGUUCCUGGUUAUGCACCCUUCCAUCCUUAGUAAUUCCCCCAGCCCCAAAACCUUUGAGGAGGUACAGUUCUUUAAUAGAAAUAACUACCACAGGGGGAUUGAUUGGUAUAUGGAUUUCUUCCCCGUCCCAUCUAACGCCACCACUGACCUUCUGUUUGAGAAGAGCGCCAGUUACUUCCACUCGGAGGAAGCACCAAAGAGAGCAGCGUCUCUGGUCCCUAAAGCCAAGAUCAUCACCAUCCUCAUCGACCCAUCGGACCGAGCGUACUCCUGGUACCAGCAUCAGCGAUCCCACGAAGACCCCGCGGCGCUGAGGUUCAGCUUCUACGAGGUGAUCUCGGCCGGGCCGCGCGCGCCCCCCGAGCUGCGGGCCCUGCAGAAGAGGUGCCUGGUCCCCGGGUGGUACGCCAGCCACAUCGAGAGGUGGCUCCUUUACUUCCCGCCGCUGCAGUUGCUGAUUAUUGAUGGGCAACAGCUAAGAACAGACCCUGCUACAGUGAUGGACGACGUACAGAAGUUUCUAGGAGUCUCUCGUCAUUAUAAUUACUCAGAAGCUUUAACGUUUGAUUCCCAUAAAGGUUUCUGGUGUCAGUUGCUGGAAGAAGGUAAAACGAAAUGCCUUGGAAAGAGCAAAGGAAGAAAAUACCCCCCAAUGGGUCCUGAUAGCAGAGCCUUCCUCUCCAGCUACUACCGGGACCACAACGUGGAGCUGGCCAAGCUGCUGCACCGGCUGGGGCAGCCCCUGCCGGCCUGGCUGAGACAGGAGCUGCAGAAGGCGAGAUAG
This is a messenger RNA of Pteropus alecto (black flying fox), 2181 nucleotides long. Its product is annotated as bifunctional heparan sulfate N-deacetylase/N-sulfotransferase 3. The record is from RefSeq and is a predicted model, not a curated record. Gene Ontology annotation, cellular component: Golgi apparatus. The transcript has 15 exons. Bases 1 to 2181 code for a protein of 726 amino acids. Lineage: Eukaryota; Metazoa; Chordata; Mammalia; Chiroptera; Pteropodidae. Gene Ontology annotation, molecular function: heparan sulfate N-sulfotransferase activity; deacetylase activity.